Molecule: messenger RNA, 1929 nt
Organism: Manihot esculenta (cassava)
Lineage: Eukaryota; Viridiplantae; Streptophyta; Magnoliopsida; Malpighiales; Euphorbiaceae
Product: tRNA pseudouridine synthase A
Exons: 2
Coding region: 201-1847 (548 amino acids)
Biological process (GO): mRNA pseudouridine synthesis; tRNA pseudouridine synthesis
Cellular component (GO): nucleus
Molecular function (GO): pseudouridine synthase activity; RNA binding
Source: RefSeq, a predicted model, not a curated record
AUCAGAGAGUAUGCCUUGAUCCUACGGUUGCUGAUUGAUCAUUAACUCGGGAACGAGGUGUAUAUGUCUAAAACUGACCGCGGAGUAACAUUACUAUAAUACUGAAAAUACUAGUAUUACGAUUCUAGGGUUUUGCCAGGGUACAGACAAUCAGACAUCUGAGGAAAUUUAAUGUAAAACUCGGAUUUUAAUCAGUGAAAAUGGAAAAUCCAGAUUCAAAAUCCACCAAAUCCCCACCACCGCAACAAGAACCAGAGCUUAAAAAGCCUAAAAUGUCCACCACCACUUCCGACGAUGAAGAAACUGUCACGACAGCACCCGGCGAUACCACGACGAUCAAAAAGCAAAGAUACAAGCGCCGCAAAAUUGCGAUUUUCUUCGCGUACUGCGGCGUGGGCUACCAGGGAAUGCAGAAGAAUCCAGGGGCCAAAACUAUCGAAGGUGACCUCGAAGAAGCUCUAUUUCACUCUGGUGCCGUCCCAGAACAGGACCGUGGCAACUCCAAGCGGUAUGACUGGGCUCGCUCGGCUCGUACUGAUAAGGGCGUGAGUGCCGUGGGACAGGUGGUCUCCGGACGCUUCUACAUCGACCCACCUGGGCUGGUUGAACGCUUAAAUUCGAAUCUUUCGUCGCAGAUUAGGAUCUUCGGGUACAAGCGAGUGACGGCGUCGUUUAAUGCCAAGAAGUUUUGUGAUCGUAGAAGGUAUGUCUAUCUGAUUCCUGUUUUUGCUCUUGAUCCAUGUUCGCAUCCUGAUAGGGAGAGCGUAUUGGCUAGUUUGGGGUCUGAUAACGAGCUUGUUAAGUGUUUCGAGUGUUCAGAGAGAGGGCGUAAGGUAGUUGGCGCGGUGGGUAAACGGAGUUUUGAAUCAAAAUCCGUGGUUUCUCAAACAGACAUUUCACUGAAUGAUGGUGAUUAUGCUGUGAAACCUGAAGUUAUUGAGGAUAUUAGGAUGCCUGCGGAUAAUGCUGAUUGUGAUAAUACAAAUGCUGAACUCGUUAAGGAAGCUGAGGUCCCUCGAAAUGAGGAUACUGAAACACGACCUGCAAUACCUGAAUCUGCCAUUUUGUCUAACGAUGUAGAUGCUAAUAAUGAGCCUGAUGGUAAAGAGGAGAUUAUGGAGUCUGUGGAACAUACCAGUGAUGCGGAUACAAAACCAGAAACCAUAGAGAGAGAUCAGAAGGUUGUUAUCAGUGAAGAGAAAGUUAAUGGAGGCAAGCAAGUUACUAUAGGAAGUGAGUUUUGUUAUGGAGAGAAGGAAAAGGAGAGAUUCAAUCGAAUAUUGAAGUAUUACGUGGGGAGUCACAAUUUUCAUAAUUUUACAACAAGAACCAAGGCUGAAGAUCCUUCUGCCAGGCGGUACAUUAUUUCCUUUGAUGCAAAGACCACAGUUACUGUUGAUGGCAUUGAAUUCGUCAAGUGUGAAGUUGUAGGGCAGAGUUUCAUGCUUCAUCAGAUUAGGAAAAUGAUUGGUCUUGCUGUGGCAAUUGUGAGGAAUUGUGCCCCCGAGUCAUUGAUAUCAACUGCAUUACAAAAGGAUGUGAGCAUUAAUGUGCCUACAGCUCCUGAGGUUGGGUUAUACUUGGAUGAGUGCCUCUUCGCGUCCUAUAACCAGAAAUGGAAAGACAGCCAUGAAGAACUCUCAAUGAAAGAUUAUGAAGAAGUGGCAGAGGACUUCAAGAUGAAGCAUAUAUACUCUCAUGUUGCGUCAACAGAACACAAGGAAGGAGCGGUGGCCCUAUGGUUGCAUUCUCUGAACCACAGAAACUAUCCCGAUCUGCGUGUUAGCAAUUGUGCAGAUACCAAUGCUGAGAAAAGUGCUGAAGUGAACUUGGCGAAGGAAAUGUAGAACACUAUCACUUGUCUUACUGCUAUUAUUAUGGUCUUUUGACCUGGUUAUUCCAUCAAUAGAAACUUUUAUUUGCUCUCCA